AUGGACACGUCGUCAACCCUCGCGACGAGCGCCACCCCGACAAUUCCCGCCGAACAGCUUGCCGCACUUACAUCGCUGCUGUCGGGACUCACCGCUGCCGCUUCCGGCACUACCGCACCCGCCACGACAUCCGGCUCCAAUCGCAAUGCCUUCCCGAAGCAUGCGCGGUUGGACGGGCCGAAGACGUUCGCGAACUGGACACGCCAGCUUCGCCUGUGCCUAGCGGACGACAUCCGCUCCUACGUCCUCGACGGAAUCACCCCCGACGAUUGGACGCCUUCGCAACGCUCCGCCCGCGACGUCGUGGCACGCGAGAUCCUUGCAAACUCAAUCGACUCGGCCGAAGUCUCGGCAGUCCUCGACAAGAUCCCUACGGCCGACCUCACAGCGCCCAAGAUUUACUCGACGCUGAAAUCGCGAUACGCCCCUGAUGACGCCACUCGCACGCUCGAGCUCUUCUCGCGACUCUGGGGCUUCCGACCCAUGCCCGGAACGGUUGGCGAAUUUGACAGUUGGAUCAUGGACUUCAAGUCGGUCGCGCAAGAGAUCAUCGAUACGAAAACGACGAUCAACGACGUCCUUGCCACACUCCUCCUCGCGAUCGCCCACCCGUCACUCGAGAGCUUCAAGGCAACGUUCACCGACGAACAACGCACGCAACGAACUCUCCCUGACAUCGAUUCAGUGGCCGACCGUAUGCGAGUUCAACUCCGGUCAACGAACCUCUCCAACGAUCAAUCGGCCCUCCUUGCCUCGUCGUCGCCACGUUCUACCCGUACCAAGUGCCUCGCCUGUCGCAGCCCUUCUCACCGCGUCGCACAAUGCCCUACAAGGGCCCAGCAUCCACCGCCAGGCCCGUGUCGCUCCUGCAAGAAGAAGGACCACUGGUCUUUCGACUGCAAAAAGGCUCUUGAGGACGGGAAAACGCCCGACACCUCUGAUGCGCAACACCAUGUCGGAUGUCUCGCCACCGGUCUUCUCGCACAUCGUCGUCAGCUUCGCAACAACUCCUUCGUCGUCGACUCGGGUGCCACUUCGCACAUGGUCUCGGACAAGUCGCUGUUCACGGCCUAUCGCCACAUCGCUCCUACGAAGAUUGGUGGUAUUGCAGGGGGCAUCAACGCCGUCGGAACGGGAAACAUCGCCUUUGUUGCCGCCUCCGGUCACCCGAUCACGCUUACCGGCGUGCUGCACACCCCGGGCCUGUCUGUCAACCUCCUCUCGGUCUCUCGACUUUGCGACACCGACGAUGUCCGUGUCGCCUUCACGAAGCACGGCAUCCAUAUCGACAAGAACGGCAAUGCUAUCGCUGAAGGCGCAAGACUCGAGGAAGGGCUCUACUUGCUGGACGCUGAUCAUUCCAAAUGUCAGCAUCUCGCUCUCCUCUCUCGCUCACAGUCUUCCGUGCCCCUGCUGACCCUUCACCGCUGCCUCGGCCAUCUCGCACCGUCGUCCAUACAGAAGAUGGUUGCCGCUGGUUUGCUGGAAGGUCUCGGGGCCGGAUAUAGUGACGAAGAGGUAGAGAAGUUUGUCUGCAAUGCUUGCCUCAGUGCAAAGGGCCAUCGUCUUCCUUUUCCCGAUUCGGACUCGCACUCCUCAGAGAGACUCGGCCUCGUACACAGCGAUGUGCUUUCCUUUCCCGAGUCGUCCUUGACUGGCAAGCGUUACCUGGUCACGUUUCUUGACGACUUCUCGCGCAAACUGUGGGCAUACGCGAUCGGACACAAAAGCGAAGUCUUUGGCGUGUUCAAGACAUGGCUUGCCGAGGUCGAACUCGAGACGGAUGCAAAACUGAAGGUCCUCCGAACCGACAAUGGUGGCGAAUACUGUUCGAGAGCGUUCACGGAAUUCUGUAAGGCACGCGGCACACGUCGACAAUACUCUAUCCCUCGAACGCCUCAACAGAACGGUCGUGCCGAACGAGUCAAUCGUUCUAUCGUCGAAGGUGUCCUUGCCCUCCUUGCAGACGCCCACUUACCCAAAUCAUUCUGGGAGGAGGCAGCAGCUUAUUUCGUCUACUGCAAGAACCUGUGCGAACACUCGGCCCUGGACAAGGCAACACCGAACUUCGCCUGGCAGGGCGACCGCACCAACGCCUCGGCGCUUCACCCGUUCGGCUGCACGGCUUGGCUCACAGUCGCGCCUGAACUUCGCUCGAAACUCGACCCAAAAGCGGUUCGCGUUCUCUUCACCGGCUAUGACCUGGCUUCUAAAGCCUUCCGUUUCUACGACACGACGACCAAGAAGAUCAGUUUGGGCAGAAAUGCCAGGUUCCUCGACAACGAAUUUCCCGGGUUACGUAGCUGUGAGGAAUCCACUCUCCGCUCGGCUCAGGACUUAGGCGCGCGGAGCGAACCGGGCGCGGACUUAGGCGCGCGGAGUGAGCCGGGCGCCCCGGCCCAGGACUUAGGCGCGCGAAGCGAGCCUGGGACUUAG
Microbotryum saponariae is the source of this 2436-nucleotide messenger RNA. NCBI's taxonomy places the organism in Eukaryota, Fungi, Basidiomycota, Microbotryomycetes, Microbotryales, Microbotryaceae. The record is from the annotation of a GenBank genome assembly.